Molecule: messenger RNA, 1579 nt
Organism: Erythranthe guttata (spotted monkey flower)
Lineage: Eukaryota; Viridiplantae; Streptophyta; Magnoliopsida; Lamiales; Phrymaceae
Product: Pseudouridine synthase family protein
Biological process (GO): tRNA pseudouridine synthesis
Molecular function (GO): pseudouridine synthase activity; RNA binding
Source: RefSeq, a predicted model, not a curated record
CCAAAUAAGUUUUUUCAAUAGGGACUUUUUGUUAAUUUUCCCAAAUAUUUAUUAUUCGCAAUAGCGGGAAGGUAUAGAUGAUAAAGCAGCCGGCGGCGGCGGCGGCUGGACUGCGGCUGAGAAACCUGAUGGAAAACUCCGCGCCUCCGCCUCCCAAGGGUUACAUUCACUACCAACACAAUGAUGCUUGCAGCCUCUCCAGAUGGAACGCCAAGGAAAGCUAUCAGUUUAUGUAUGAAAAGCCAUGGCAAAAGGUUAAUGAUUUUUACCUGGACGUGGUGAACGGUCGUCGAUCAGUGUCUGAAUUGUUCGAAAGAGAGACAUAUGCUGUACACGAUGGUGCUGAAACUAUAGAAGAUUGUGAUAAACCUGAUUUGAUGAGUGUUCGAGCUAAGGAUAGGAGUGGAAGAUGGGCAAGAGUGACAUUCAAAAUACGGCUCUCGUAUCACGGAAGUUCUUUUGAUGGGUGGCAGAAACAGCCUGGUUUAAAUACUGUUCAAGGGUUGAUUGAAAAAUCUCUCGGAAAAUUUGUUGAUGAAGAUAAAGCACAAAUGUUGAAAGAAAAGAAAUUGCCAGUAGAUUGUUGUGUUACAGUCGCUGGGCGCACAGACAAAGGGGUGACAGCUCUUGAACAAUUUUGUUCUUUCUAUACGUGGAGAAAGGAUAUCAAAACUGUAGACAUCGAGGAUGCAAUAAACGGUGUAGCUCCAGGAAAGAUAAGAGCCAUUUCUGUUUCUCAGGUCACACGUGACUUUCACCCUAAUUUCUCUGCAAAGUGGAGACGCUAUUUGUACAUAUUUCCGUUUGAUGACGAAAACGUGGAUGAUGAAGCCAGUCAAUGCGAGAAAAAUGUUCUGGAUAGUGAUGUUUGCCAUGAUGGUCGAUACGGUGAGCUCCCUGGUGUGGAGAAUUGCGGAAAUGAAAUUGACGAUUAUGAACAGACUGAAACACAAACUGGACACAAACCACUCAGUUUUGAUGUAAGCUGUGUUAACCGUCUAUUACAUCACCUGGAAGGAAAAUUGCUUUCUUUUAGGAUGUUUGCACGAGAUACUAAGGCCUCGAGAAACAUUGGUCCACCAACAGAGUGCUUUAUCUUCCAUUCACGGGCUUCAGAGGCCUAUAUACGCUGUCCAAAGGAGGGAACUCGCUCGAAGAUAAUGUGCAUUGAGUUGGUCGCCAAUCGCUUCUUGCGGAAGAUGGUUCGAGUUCUUGUAGCAACAGCAAUUAGAGAAGCAGCUGCAGGUGCAGACGAAGAUGCACUGCUAAAGCUGAUAGAUGCCACAUGUCGGCGAGCCACUGCUCCACCAGCACCUCCGGACGGUCUUUGCCUUGUCGAUGUCGGAUAUGCCGAAUUUGAUAGAAAAAAUUGCUUCAUCCAUUGAUUUUUAUUCAUUUUUUUAAACUCUAAAAUUGACUUUUAAUCCUUCUAGAAAUUGUCUCACCUUAUACAACUCAAAAAAAAAAGUAAAAAAGAUCAGAUAGUUUGAAUAUCAUGUUUAUGUUUUGUAUGUCUGUAUAACCGUUGCUUUAGCCUGUGAAAAUUAUGGUUUCAUUUGCAGUCUACAUUAUUGCUAUU